AUGACGUGCUACGCAAAGUCGGAAUUCAAGCCACCGACUACCUUGUUUCUGAUGACUUCGUCCGAAUUUCGACUUGUCUACGCCAGUCGUUUCAUGUACUCUUCAUCUUCCGUUUACCUUGCCCCUGAGGAAGAUAAAAACAAGUAUUCACAGCUGCGUUGUCAUUCAGAAUCCGUAGAAUGUUGCCUUUGGAUCCCAUCCGAUUAUGAAUUCCGUAGUUGCGAUAAAUCAUUCAUUCCUUGUUUCCCGAUGCGGUCCGAUUUGUCCGAUUUCCGAGACGCUCGGCCGUUUUUCUCCCGCUCCAUUCUGACCGAUCAGAGUUGUUUAAAGCCCGCGCAACCAGGUCAUCAACAGCAAACGGUAAAAAUCGGUGCUGAAAUGGAUGCCUUGGUUCGUCGAGUUUUUGCCGGUGCCAAUCAGACCUCCGUCCCGGAUUGGCCACCAUCGGCUACAAACACUGCGACUAGAAAUUUGAACCAAAUCAGUUCUCUCUCUACGGUCAGCGGUACCACAGGCACCGACAUGGCUUCAACGACCACCAACACCCCCACUGCAGGUUUCCAUGGCGGUCAGAAUGAGAACGGUUUCGAUGGUUUCGGAACCGGACUGGUCAACCAACAGACAACCGUAGGACUGGUGCGUACCGGUGCCUUGUCUGGAGAUACGCAACCGGCCUCACUCCACUUUGACCCGAUUUUGGAUACACCAUGGGAGGAACCAGAGUGCAGUGAAGAACAUUCCACACCCUCAUCGGACGGCGGUGUAUUCGUUGCUGGCGAUUCGCUUUCCCCAACCACCACCACCACUGGCAACACCUUAGCAAUCUCGAAUAACCUCAGUAGCAACGCAUUCACUUCCGGAUCUACCAACACCAACCUCGGCACUGUGACAAACGUCCCUACCAAUCCGUUCCUACCCACAUUCAGUCCACCAACUCCAGCCCUAGCACCGCAACCACCACUACCACCUGUUGCAAUAUCUCGAUCAGCACCAGGCGGUACCCCAAAGAANUGUCCCGUUGACCCAUUCGCCCGAUGUGUCCACAUUCUGUUCCGCUGCGUGUUGUACUCAGGCGGGCAAGGGCACUCAGCUCAACCGGGUAUUGGAUCCAGUCUCUGCCGAUUGGACACAACCAUUGUGCCAACGAAAAAUGCAAUUGAUCUACGAUGA
This is a messenger RNA of Echinostoma caproni, 1170 nucleotides long. Lineage: Eukaryota; Metazoa; Platyhelminthes; Trematoda; Plagiorchiida; Echinostomatidae. The record is from the annotation of a GenBank genome assembly.